Hemiscyllium ocellatum (epaulette shark) is the source of this 7973-nucleotide messenger RNA. It is a transcript of the gene lrig2, whose product is annotated as leucine-rich repeats and immunoglobulin-like domains 2. The coding region runs from base 8 to 3334 and encodes 1108 amino acids. Lineage: Eukaryota; Metazoa; Chordata; Chondrichthyes; Orectolobiformes; Hemiscylliidae. The transcript has 19 exons. Gene Ontology annotation, molecular function: protein binding. The record is from RefSeq and is a predicted model, not a curated record.
UUCUAAGAUGGCGGUGGCGGGGCCUCGGCUCGCUCCCGGGUUACUCGCGGCCGCUCUCCUCCUGGCAACAGCAACAACAACAACAGCAGCAGCAGCUUCUUCCUCGGCUUGUCCCCCGCAAUGCUUCUGCGACGACGGCCUGGUGGAUUGCAGCAGGCGGCAAGCGGCGGCGAUUCCUCAACAGCUUCCAGUCUGGGUCAAGCAACUAGACUUGAGUCGUAAUCAAUUGGUUUCCACAAAGCACCUAGUUUUCGAGGGUCUUCACACACUUCUGGAAGUGAAUAUCAACUACAAUCUACUCUCUACAAUCCCAACACUGGGCUCAGCCACAGCCAACAUUACCAUCCUGUCACUAACACACAAUCGGGUAACAGAGGUAACUGCUGAGGACCUUCUACCAUACAGCGCUUUGGAAACCUUGGAUCUGAGCUCAAAUUUAAUUUCAGAAAUCAAAACUUCUUCGUUCCCUAUAAUGCAACUGAGAAACCUACACUUGAAUAAUAAUCGAAUUACCAUCCUAGAACCGGGCUGUUUUGAUAAUCUGUCCAGCACCUUGCUCGUCCUCAAACUGAACAGGAAUAAAAUUACUGUCAUUCAGCCAAAGAGCUUCCACUUGCCUCAGCUUCAGUACCUGGAGCUAAAACGUAACAGAAUGAGAAUUAUUGAGAGUCUAACGUUUCACGGCCUCGACUCAUUGAAGUCAUUGAAACUGCAGCGUAAUGGGAUUUGCGAGCUGAAGGACGGAGCCUUUUGGGGGCUGAAUGAAAUCACGGAGCUAGACUUGGAACAUAAUAACUUAACAGAAGUCACCAAGGGCUGGCUAUAUGGCCUCAAACUGUUGCAGCAUCUCCACCUGAGCCAGAAUGCCAUCACCAGAGUCAGUGCAGAUGCCUGGGAGUUCUGCCAGAAGCUGACUGAAUUAGACAUGACAUACAAUCAGAUGACUCGUUUAGAUGAGUCUACUUUUGUCGGCUUGAAUUUGCUUGAGAGUUUGUACAUGGGAGACAACAGAGUAAGUUAUAUCGCUGAUGGAGUCUUUAGCAGUUUGUCUAACCUGCUGACACUUGAUCUCAGGAACAACGAAAUUUCAUGGGCCAUCGAGGAUUCAAAUGGUGCUUUUACCGGAUUAGCCAAGCUGCGAAAGUUAAUCCUGCAGGGCAGCAAAAUAACAUCCAUCACAAAGAAAGCAUUUUCUGGGCUGGAAACACUUGAAUACCUAGAUUUGAGCAACAAUGCCAUCAUGUCUAUUCAAGAAAAUUCUUUUGCCCAAAUGAGCUUGAAAGAACUGGGCCUGAACACAUCCAGUCUUCUGUGUGACUGUCAGCUGAAGUGGCUGCCUCCAUUUCUGGUGGAAAAACAGUUUCAGCACAUGGUCACUGCCAACUGUGCUCACCCUGUGUGGCUGGCAGGGAAAAGCAUCUUUAAUGUUGAUGCAGAAGACUACAUUUGUGAUGCUUUCCCUCGGCCAGUGAUCACUGUCCAUCCUGAAACCACUGUGGCUUUGAGAGGGAUGAAUGUCAGCUUUAGUUGCACAGCUUGCAGCAGCAGUGACUCGCCCAUGGCUGCUGCCUGGAGAAAGGACAGUGAAUUAUUAUAUGAAGCUGAAAUCCAAAACUAUUCUAGCUUGCAAGAACAGGAUGGUGAAUUCGUCGAAUACACCACCAUACUGCAACUGCGCAAUGUCAAUUUCACAGACGAGGGGUGGUAUCAGUGUGUCAUCACAAAUUACUUUGGCUCCAAUUACUCGAACAAGGCAAAGCUAACGGUGAAUGAACUCCCCUCAUUUAUGAAAACCCCCAUGGAUUUAACAAUCCGGACGGGUGCAAUGGCACGGCUGGAGUGUGCUGCAGGAGGUCACCCGAUGCCACAGAUUGCUUGGCAGAAAGAUGGCGGCACAGACUUUCCAGCAGCACGGGAACGGCGUAUGCAUGUCAUGCCAGAGGAUGAUGUGUUCUUCAUUGCAAAUGUUAAGAUGGAGGACAUGGGCAUGUACAGCUGUAUGGCCCAAAACACAGCAGGAGGCAUUUCCGCAAAUGCCACACUGACUGUCCUAGAAACUCCCUCAUUUGUGCGGCCAUUAGAAAAUCGGACUGUUGCGAGAGGAGAGACUGCAGUUUUACAGUGUAUAGCUAGUGGUAGUCCCACUCCACGCCUGAAUUGGACCAAGGACAAUGGCCCUUUAACAGUAACAGAGAGACACUUUUUUGCUGCUGCCAACCAGCUUCUGAUCAUUGUGGAUGCUGGCCCAGAGGACAUUGGGAAAUAUACCUGUGUCAUGUCAAACACGCUUGGAACAGAGCGAGGGCACAUUUUUCUGAAUGUGAUUCCAACUUCCAACUGUGACUCCAUGCAGAAAACCUCUGUCUUUGGAGAUGACGGCUGGACAACAAUUGGAAUUGUAAUCAUAGUCGUGGUGGUUUGUGUGGUGGGCACGUCUCUGGUCUGGGUGAUUGUUAUCUACCACAUGAGACGAAAGAGUGAAGAUUACAGUAUUACAAAUACAGAUGAAAUGAAUUUGCCCGCUGACAUUCCAAGUUAUCUGUCAUCCCAAGGAACGCUGUCUGAGCCUCAGGAAGGCUACAGCAACUCUGAGGCUGGAAGCCACCAACAGCUGAUGGCCUCCACUGCCCAUGGCUACAUACAUAAAGGAACUGAUGGUAUUUGCUAUGUGGAUACUGGGAGUGAGACGGAUGCUGAUUUGCUGACCACUCCCCUUGGUACAAACCUGCAUGGGAGAAUGGGAUGUUUCUAUGCAGGGCGAAGCAGCUUCCACCCGAGUGAGCCUCGUGAAGGACUGGCACAGCAGACCAACCCAGGUGGUACUUCUGGGCCAGUAGUGAUCUGCUCAGACUGUUACGACAAUGCAAACAUAUACUCAAGGAACCGAGAGUACUGCCCAUACACAUUCCUUGGAGAGGAAGAUCCCCUGGAACAUUCUCUGACCAAUAUUAUGGGUCAGCUUCCAAAGGACAGCUUCACAGUACAUGCUCAGCAUGAAGGUAUAGCCAUAGACAGUCUGAUGACAGAGGCCAACAUGUCCAUUUAUUUAACAAAUCACAACAGGAAAAGCAAUCCAGCAAGUGCACAGCAGCACCAGAAGGAAUCUUGCCCACAGCCUCCUUGGGGUUCGAAUACAGAUUCAGGACAUUCUCAUUAUUCACAGCAACCUGUGACUAUCCACGAGAAUCCCCAGGCUUUUUUGGAAGGUGACAAUGAGACAGAGGAUGGGGCUGAACCCUCCGUAGCUAAAAGCAGACUGAGCCAGAGAAGCCUUGAGCAGAGCACUGGCAAUGAGCGGACUGUAGACAUGCAGGCUUAUGGUGCCACUACGUAGACCAUGUAUGUGCUGAAUGCACAUAUACUGUUGGUCCCCUGGGCAUCAGAACCUCCAUUCACUACCUCAAAGCAUUGACACUGAGGCCAGAACUGGCUAUGUAUGUUUAUGAUUAGGCUUGACAGCUCCUCAUCUUCAUUUACAACAAUCCUUCGAAGGAAGCAACAAAGAAUGGUUCGUUAUUGAGUACAUUUUUCUGGUGUAAGCCACAUUAAUAUGAGACUUUAGUAUUUCAGCCACUAUCCUAGGGCAACGAUGACAAUUGGAAUUGUGGAAUGCUCCCUGAAAUAUUGGCAAGCCUCUUGGAAUCCCAUAAUAAAAAUUAAAAUUGCCUGCAGCAUUGGCUAUGGAAAAUGCUCCCUCCAGCUAAAUAAUUGGACCCCUUAAUUUUCUCUCUGUGUACUCACCAAAAAUUCAUCUUGUGUUCAGCUCAGUGUCCUCCUCCGUAUAAGUCCAGCUUUGGAACGCUAAAAUUAGGUUACUGGAUAUAUAUUUCAUCAUUCCAGUGAAUGCAGUGUGCCGAAUGUUACUGAGAUUGUGCUGUCAAAACUGCAGAAAGUACAUUUAACUGAUUUGAGAGCAGCAAAUGGAUGAGUAAUCAUAUGUAAUUGUUCUCCUGUCUGAACUGACUUCACAAGAACACAAUUGUGAGGUUUCCAGCUCCAGUUGGGACUUACCAAUUAGCCUUUCGAAAAGAAUCUCAUCUUUGCCAAGACAGCAGCUCUCCGUUGUAAAUGCAUCCAAAAGAACAUUCUCUCUUCUCUCCCAAGUGUGACAAUUAUGUCGGCAGUCAGCUGGCAGACACCACACUGAGUUAUUAGUUAUAAUCCAGCUUCAGUGCAACAAAUACAGAGCCAUUACAGUAUCCGGACUGUGCUUAUAAUGUAGGAUAUACUGAUUGAAUUGUGAGUUUUUGCACUGCUGCCAGAAGAAGAUUUAUAAUGAUAAAUACAUUCCUGGUUUUUUUUAAAUCAUUGGAGUUUUAAAAAGAACUUGCAGUGCUCCAGCCACAGUUAACUCAGUGUGACAUGACUCUUGUGUCUCGCCUGCGAGAUUUGAGCAGGACCAUUUUUGGAUUGGCACAGGACUACUGCUUAGAAAAAAGAUAGUCUUCGAUUGCCUGUCUGUGAGUGUGAGAAUUUUAAAAUGCCGGAUGUUGGUUGGCCAGCUGAUGUGUUCAUGCUUGAGGUUGUCCUCGGCUGUUCAAGACUUGAACUGGAACCGAAGCAGUGACAACAGCUGCACUUAAUGAAAUUGAGUGGCAAAUGCAGUGAGCCUCUCCUCCACGUGGAUUGCCAUAUAAUCUUGGCAUGAUAAUCAUAAACAUCCAUGCUUGGAUUUCAUUUUGGCUCUACUGGUGAUUCCUUGUUGGUUAGCUAGCAGGAGAGAACGUGUUGGUGGGGGCAAUGUCAAAGCAUUAAACGGUUCCAUGUGGCUGAUAAACUUUCCUCCCUGGUCACAAUGUCCUUGUCUCUAUUGGAACCUUUGGUAUAAAUUGACUGUUGCAUUUAUAACUUUUAUAUAUAUUAUAUAUAUAUAUAUAUUCUAUACAUAUGCACAUGUUAAAAUCAAAUGUGGAGCCUUACAUAUUGUAAAUAAGUUUCCUUUUUUAAAUUAUGGAUUUGAAAGCUUGUUGUGAGAACUGGUGCACAUGAUAUACAUAGCUGGGCCAGCAUCUUCACUCCCACAGUCUGCAUUAUCCUGAGUUAGACCUGGUAGUUGCAACUUUAUCUGAUAGUUCCAGUUAUUGAUAUCCAAAUACUACAGAACAGUGGAACAUGAUGAACAGUGGAGCUAUUCACCACUUCCAUGCUCAAUUUGAGCCCUGUGCAUCUAACAACCUGAAUGUUUCAUAAUUACCUGUGAUUAUAGAGAGUGCAAUCCCAUGGUGUUAAAACAUCAGAGUGAGAUGGCAGCUGGAAACAUCCAUCUGAAUCAUCAGCUUCAGAAAUUUUUUAAUUCACCCAUUGAAUCAGCACCUGUUAAACUUCCUGCAUCUACGUGGACCCACUCUUGAUGUAGAUGUGAUCAUAUUGAAGUUGUACAGUAGCGCCUGUUGCUAAAACUAAACAUUAAUGUUUCCAUGUAGCUCAGUAGCAACAGUUGCGUCUGCAGUCAGUUUGCUGUGUCAAUGAAAGUGAAGUGCUGAAACAGAAACAGAGCAUGCUGGAAACUCUGUACUCAACAGGUCAGGUAGUGUGUGAGGUGAGAGAAAAAUAAACCAAGUUCAUAUUUCAGGCCAGUGAACAGUGAAAGCAAUUCUGAUGGAAGGUCACUGGCCUUGGAUAUUUAAACUGUAAAAUGGAGAUGAAGAAACCAUGGCUAGACCCUAACUUUGUUUAAGCCUUUCAGGAUUUAAACUAUUGUUGGUCAUUUUGCAGGGUAUUAACUAAAUAAUCAAUCCUGACUGAAUGUUGCCUUCAGAUGAACGUAAUUCUAAUUAUGGUCAAAAAGUCAGUUUCAGCUUAAUAUUGAUGAACACAGCAUGUUUCUUGCAGGGGAGACUGAAAAAUCACUCUAGAUACUGUACCAUGCCUACCAUCUUGUAUAGCAUUAGGUCAUGCAUCAGUCUGCAUGUGAUGGGCAGUAUCCAAGUCUGAACAUGUGGGUACGUUCAUCUUGUUCUAGUACAGGUCUCCAAAUGUUUGGAGAUUGAAUUCAGUAACACUGUAAACUUGUGUUUUUAAAUAGGAGAAUUGUACAAAACUUCCCAAUUAUUGUGGAAAUCCAACAGAUUGACUAAUGUCUGUCAGAGAAGGGAAAUUGCCAUUCUUGCAUCAUCGGACCCUACACAUCUUUAGCUAACACUGUGGUUGACUCAUCAUGCUUUAUCAGUGUCAUCCAUGACCAUACAAUAAUCAACCACAAAGCUGGAAAACUACAAACUGCCAGCAGACUAUUUUUGAUGAGUGAUUAUGUCUGAAAUGACCAUUGAUGAAUUAAUUGGGUUUUUGUGACAAUCCAACACCUUUAUAAUCACUUCAUAAUGUUUUGAAGGAAUUUGAUUUUAUGUUCUCUGAAUGUUUAUUACAGGCUGCUUUUACUACUCCAGGAACAACUGCACCCAUGACCGACCUGUUUGUUCUCUGUCGUACUUGCUUUUGACUGUCCAUAUCUUAAUGUCUUUGCCUUGCUCUUGUGACAAGCUGCCACCUGAUAAUGUGUUAAUUGCAAUUUGCUUAUUUCUGUUUUCUCUCUACUUUUGAACCACAAGUUGGGGAAAUUAUGUGAUAGAAUUUCAUUAAUAAUUCUUCAAAGUUUUGUGGGUUUUUAAACAAGCCAAUGGUAAUGAUUAACAGCAUAUUUAUUUGACCCGAUACUGUCAGUGACUGUAGUACACUGAUUUAUUUCAUUGAUGUCAGGGUUUGUUUCAGUGAUUAAUGAUUUACUUUGGUGAAUUAUUACUUAAAUAUUCCAUUCUAAAACAUGCAUUUGUGAUUGUGAACAUCUGCUAAGGUGGAUUGGCUGGUUAGGAAUGGAUUUCUGACUUUGUUUAAUUCAUCCAAAUUUUGGAAGUUGACAGACAGGCCAUUCAGCCAGUUUGGUCUUUGUUAACGUUUAUGUUCCUGAUCGGUUUUCCCCGACCCUACUUAAUCUAACACAACUAGCAUAACCUAUUUUGUAACCUUUCUGCUUGUCUAGCUUCCCCUUAAAUGUUAACAAAUUCCAUAUUCUAAAAUAAAGUAUUGCUCUUGAGUAAAGAGGUUUCUACUAAAUUCCCCAUUAGUUACCAUCUUAUAUUUGUGGGUACUAGGUUUAGAUUCUGCUCCACAAAUUGAAACAACGUUGUCAAAUACUUUAAACAGUUUUAAAGAACUCAUCAGAUUGUCCCUUAAGUCUUCUCUUCCUCCAGAGAGGAGACCGAGCCUGUUGGCUUAUUCCCGAUAAUUAGAAUUUCUUGAUUUUAUAUCCAUCCUUGUAAUGUAAUGUUUUUGAAGUUUAAUUUCUUGUAAAAUCUACAACAUUUCUCUGCUAUUGAGAUUGACAAAAUGUGGAAAAAAGUUUGGUCAGGUGCUGUCACCUGUAUUACAGAGGUGGCCCUGUCACUAAAGUCAGUUGGUUUCUGCCAUCUAAUGUCUUUGAGAUGUUAACACUUUAACAGUUGUACUGUCGUUGCUGAGCUUUCCUCUCGUUCUUUCUCAAUCUGAGUCUAUUCUUGGUGGGUUAAGUAUGGUCUGGCCCUGACCACAGAUACUGUCUACAUUUAUUCACUUUCUUGCCCUGUAAAUUCCACCAAUUUACAUAAACCCAUGCGCCUCACCCACAAACUGUUACAUCGAAAUUUCGGCAGGCCUGUCAUUCCAGCUCUUCAGUAUCAAGAUAUUCACUCGUGACUAAAGCUCCCUUUCUGACCUUGCCUCUUCUGCCCAACCUCUUGAACUACCUCUCCUAACAGACCUCCUUUGAAACUCCUCAUGAAUAGGUACUGUGUUGCAAAUCCCUCUUCCCAGCUACUGGACUCGGUGUCCCUCGAGAGAUAAUGUGCUGUGGACCAUCUGCAACUGCUGUGUGCGAUGUGUGACCAGUGUCUGUCCUGGUGUAUAUUUGUUGCUCCUCAGUUAUCUGUACAUUAUGUAAAGCAUGUGUAAAAUAAACUUCCUGUAAAAUAUCUUGUAUUUCUGCAUACAGUAAAAAAUAU